UGUUCCUCCACCUCUAGCAUUUGAGGAAAAGAUUUUCUUCAAUCUAUAAAAAAUUGUAUUUUGUUGCUGUGUUAAAUCAAUAUAGCAGGCAAGUGCAUGCUGAGCUUGAUUUAAGUGCAAUUACUGCGAUCAAAUCCACCACUGGAUGGAUUAAUAAAAACGACGCAGGCAAAAGGUAAUAAAAAUUAAAUUAAACAAAAAUGACCCAAUAUCUGCCGCCAAACCUAUUGGCGUUAUUCGCCGCACGCGAUCCCAUACCGUUUAUGCCACCGGUGGACAAGUUGCCACAUGAAAAGAAAUCACGCGGCUACUUAGGCGUCGCCAAAUUUAUGAGCGACUUCGAAGACCCCAAAGACACACCGCUGCCUAAAACGGUGGAGACGCGUCAGGAGCGAUUGGAACGGCGGCGACGCGAGAAAGCCGAACAGGUGGCCUACAAACUGGAACGUGAGAUUGCUCUGUGGGAUCCAACAGAAAUAAAGAACGCCACAGUGGAUCCAUUUCGUACGCUGUUCAUAGCGCGCAUCAAUUAUGACACCUCCGAGUCAAAGCUGCGGCGUGAAUUCGAGUUCUACGGCCCGAUCAAGAAGAUUGUGCUCAUCCAUGACCAGGACUCAGGUAAACCCAAGGGAUAUGCUUUCAUUGAGUACGAGCACGAGCGUGACAUGCAUGCGGCGUAUAAACACGCCGAUGGUAAGAAGAUUGACAGCAAGCGUGUCCUAGUGGACGUGGAACGCGCUCGCACCGUCAAGGGUUGGCUGCCGCGACGACUGGGAGGCGGCCUUGGUGGCACAAGACGCGGUGGCAACGAUGUCAACAUUAAGCACUCUGGUCGCGAGGACAAUGAACGUGAGCGUGAACGCUAUCGUUUGGAGCGUGAACGCGAGGAUCGCGAAGGCGGCGCACGCAGUGGAGGCGGCGGCAGCAAUGGCCUUGAUUCGCGCAGCGGACGCUCCGCCUAUGGCACAUCAUCGGGUGGAGCGUUGGGCGGCGGUGAAAGGCGUCGCUCGCGCUCUCGUGAUCGCCGGGAUCGUGAUCGUGAGCGUGGUGGUCGUGGUGGCGUUGGACGCUCACGCAGUCGUUCGCGAGAGCGACGAAAACGUCGCGCCGGCAGUCGAGAGCGUGAUUAUGACGAUUUCGAUGGACGACGCGAUCGGCGUGAUCGAGAUCGUGAUCGUGAGCGGGAGCGUGAAAAGAAAAAGAAGCGUUCCAAGUCACGGGAACGCGAAUCAUCGCGUGAGCGUCGCGAUCGCAAGCGUGAGCGUCGUGAUCGUGAGCGCAGCGGUGCUGAACGCAGCGGCGGCGGCGAUCGUGAUGUUAAGGAGCGCAAACCCGAUUUCCGUGAUAUGGAUAUGAUUAAGAUCAAAGAGGAACCCAUAGAUGAUGGUUAUCCCACAUACUCCAUGAACGACUAUCAAAACACGGCCAUCAAGCGUGAGUUGGACGAUGAGAACGAGGAGAAGUAUCGACCACCGCCACCGUCGGGUGCACAUCACAACAUGUUCAGUGUGCCCCCACCCCCGAUACUUGCACGCAGCAAUAGCAACAGCAAUAACAACAACUCUGAUAAUGGCAACUCUCAAAAUGCCGGCGGCGAUCAGACAUGGUGGCGUCAAUAAAUGGAUAAAUUUGUCGGCGAUGCACAUUUGGCUGGCUGGCUGGUAAUCGAUAACGAUAAUAAUUUUUCAGAGCAUAACAAUUCUACUGCAUAGGUAAUAAUUAACUAUUAGAGCUGCGUAACGAUCGUAACCGGGGGCAACCAACGAUUGUUUUUAAAAAUAUUUAUUCAAAUUGUAAUUCAUAGCGAAUCAGACGACGGCAUUUUCGGAAACUCAAAACACACACGUAAGGCAAUGCGUAAGCUAUUAAAUGCUGUAAGUUCGAUUUCCAAAAACAAAAACUGAGGAGCGCUUUUUUCAAAUUUUUUUCUUAACUUGUAUAAUGCAUAUACAAACAAAAAAAACGUAAAACACAAAAACAUAACAAGACACAAACAACAGCAACAAGAAAAUAAUUGUGCAUAGCUUAAAAUAC
This is a messenger RNA of Drosophila nasuta, 2034 nucleotides long. RefSeq names its product small ribonucleoprotein particle U1 subunit 70K (gene snRNP-U1-70K). Bases 201 to 1619 code for a protein of 472 amino acids. NCBI's taxonomy places the organism in Eukaryota, Metazoa, Arthropoda, Insecta, Diptera, Drosophilidae. Gene Ontology annotation, cellular component: U2-type prespliceosome; precatalytic spliceosome; U1 snRNP. Gene Ontology annotation, biological process: mRNA splicing, via spliceosome. The record is from RefSeq and is a predicted model, not a curated record. Gene Ontology annotation, molecular function: mRNA binding; U1 snRNA binding. The transcript has 3 exons.